AUGUCUACCAUCAAUAUCGUCAGAUACUAUUUCCACAAGGCCAACAUUCCUGCAACGGAGCAACGAAUGCGUCAACUCAUCGCACUGGCGUACCAGACAGCAAGGGACAAGGAGCUCUAUCCCAAGGCCCGUAUUUGUCCGGUACGUUCCCCCGUUCACGACACCACCACUAUCAACGGAAGACGCCAAAAAGAUCCUCGCGGUGCCCAUGUAACAUUUAGUUAUAAGACCCAAGACCAGCUGGGCCGCGAAACCCAUAUUGCCUGCCACGGCUACGUCACCGACACAGAGACGCUAGAGUUCAAGGAAGCAACCCACGCAGAGGAGAAGCCCGAUUCGACGAAGAAAGUGUCGGGCAAGGCGGUCUGGCCAAGCGAGGCCUUUCUUUGGGAAGCUCCAGAAAUUGGCUAUGGGCACAUGUCGGAAGAAUAG
This is a messenger RNA of Canariomyces notabilis, 432 nucleotides long. RefSeq lists its product as uncharacterized. The record is from RefSeq and is a predicted model, not a curated record. Lineage: Eukaryota; Fungi; Ascomycota; Sordariomycetes; Sordariales; Chaetomiaceae. The transcript has 2 exons. Bases 1 to 432 code for a protein of 143 amino acids.